AUGAAAUCAUUGAUUCUUCUAACAAUAUUUUUCAUUGGAUUUAUCGCCAGUGAUAAUUCAGAUGAGGAUCCUGAUGAAGGUGCUCUUCCAGAUGAAUUUUGUACAAAAGUUUAUGAACAAGAAGGUGAAGGUGAUACAGUUCCAUAUUGUGAUGUGUCAAAUUGGAUAAAUAAUUAUCAAAUGAAUGAUGGAUAUUGUGAAAUGGAUUUACAUCGAGAUUUAAUGAACUUUUGUGAUCAACAAUUCUUUGUUGGACAAUACAAUUCAGCAAAUCAGAUUCUAAAGGCACAAAUUAGCUUUUUAAAUGACAAUGGACAACCAUGUCUUGAUAAUCAAGGAUUUCCUUUACAAUUUUCCUCAACGAAACGAACUUUAGGUCAUAUUAUUCCAAUAUCUUAUAUGAAUUAUCCAUAUACAUAUGCGAGAUGUCGAUUACAAUUACAACCAGAUUGUGAUUUUAAUCCGGAUUCAUUGUUCUUUCAUUUUCUCAAAUCUACAAAAAAUUCGUGUUGUUAUGAUGGGAAGAAAAGUGAUGGAGAAACCGAUCAAGAUUGUGGUGGAAAAUGUGCAACGAUCAGAAAAUGUCCAGUUGGUGCAACAUGUGAAAAAUAUUCGGAUUGUAAAAGUGGCUUUUGUCAUAAUAUAACAAAGAUUUGUUUACCUUCAUAUUGUAAUGACAAUGAUAAAGAUCGACAAGAAACUGACGUCGAUUGUGGAGGAAUAUGUGCUCAAGGAAAUAAAUGUGAUGAUGGUCUAAAAUGUAACAUUUCUAAUGAUUGUCAAAGUGAUUUAUGUCUCGAUGGAAUAUGUUUACCUUUGACUUGUAUUGAUUCGGAUCAAGAUGAAAACGAAACAGAUAUCGAUUGUGGAGGUAUUUGUUCUCCGAAAAGAAAAUGUUGUGAUUAUAGAAAAUGUCAAAAUAACGCUGAUUGUUUAAGUGGAAUUUGUACCAACGAUAUUUGUGCACCUAAAAAUCAAUGUUCAAAUAAUUGUCUUAAUCAUUGUCAACCAAAAUUUUUAAUAACAUUUGGUUCUGGUUAUGAUCAAAUUUUGAAUGCAACAACAAAUAUCUUUGGUUUUACCACAGAUUUGACGUUUAGUUACACACAACAACCAAACGAUGGGAAUUAUGUUCUUAUCAAUUCACUAAAUAACACAUUUCCUUUUUGGUUUACUUUGAAAAUGGAUCAUACUCCAUAUGAUAAUGGUGGAUACAUGUACAUUGUAAAUACGAAUCAAACAAAUUCAACAAUUUUUCAAUAUAACGUUACUAAUCUUUGUAUUGGUUUCUGUUAUGAAUUCUCUGCUUAUAUAGCAAAUGUGAAUAAAUUUACAACACAACAAAACAGUGCUUCUGCAAAUAUAACUUUUCAAGUAGAGAGUAUUUCACGUGUGAAAAUCCUUACUUAUGCUAAAAUUGGUAAUCUGGAGAACAAUAAAGAAGUCACAUGGAUUAAACUUGGUGUUUCAUUUAAUGCAACAGAAUCUGCUGUUAUUCUUUCAAUGAUUUUAAAUGCUGUUUCAGGAAUGGGAAAUCAUAUUGCUAUUGAUGAUAUUGAAUUACGUACGUGUUCAAGUGAUCAAUCACGUGCGUGUUCAAUAGGAUGUGUUGGUUAA
Adineta ricciae is the source of this 1617-nucleotide messenger RNA. The record is from the annotation of a GenBank genome assembly. Lineage: Eukaryota; Metazoa; Rotifera; Eurotatoria; Adinetida; Adinetidae.